Messenger RNA from Arachis duranensis, 721 nucleotides. RefSeq lists its product as uncharacterized. NCBI's taxonomy places the organism in Eukaryota, Viridiplantae, Streptophyta, Magnoliopsida, Fabales, Fabaceae. Gene Ontology annotation, cellular component: nucleus. The record is from RefSeq and is a predicted model, not a curated record. The transcript is spliced from 5 exons. Gene Ontology annotation, molecular function: RNA binding. The coding region runs from base 139 to 534 and encodes 131 amino acids.
GAAAAUAAAAAGAAUAAUUAUUUCAUCUCAAUAUAUAUUGGAUUUGGGGGAACGCUUCCAUUAAAUUAGGGUUUUCAUUCUUCUGUACUUUGUAAUCUAUCUAUCUGUUACCGCUUCUUCAGCUCACAGAAAGAGACAAUGGAAGCAAUCACAGAAGGAGUGAACAACAUCAACAUCUCCGAAUCCCACAAGAAGAAUCGCAUUCAGGUCUCCAACACCAAAAAACCCCUUUUCUUCUACGUUAAUCUCGCCAAGAGGUAUAUGCAACAGCACAAUGAGGUUGAGCUUUCUGCUCUAGGAAUGGCUAUUGCCACAGUGGUAACCGUUGCUGAAAUAUUGAAAAAUAAUGGGCUUGCUGUUGAAAGGAAAAUCAUGACAUCAACUGUCGACAUAAAGGAUGAUUCGAGAGGGAGACCUGUCCAAAAGGCCAAGAUUGAAAUAUUACUUGGGAAGACUGCAAACUUUGACGAGCUGAUGGCUGCUGCGGCUGCCGAAGGUGGCGAAAAUGGAGACGUCGAAGAAAACAAUGCAUGAGAGUUAUGGAAAUUACUCGUGAAUCGGGUGAUGACAUUUUGUACUCUUUAAAGAAUUUAAUUUUUGUUGUUAGUUGGUAGAAGACAAGCAUAGAAUUCAUUAUAUAUAAUGUGACUUGCAAUUUUAAAAUCUUAAAUUCCUUCAUUUCUUUUAUCCAUAUAAAAAGAGUGCCCAGUGUUUUCUUUCU